Liolophura sinensis is the source of this 1748-nucleotide messenger RNA. RefSeq names its product probable E3 ubiquitin-protein ligase MID2. The record is from RefSeq and is a predicted model, not a curated record. The transcript has 4 exons. The coding region runs from base 6 to 1034 and encodes 342 amino acids. Lineage: Eukaryota; Metazoa; Mollusca; Polyplacophora; Chitonida; Chitonidae. Gene Ontology annotation, molecular function: ubiquitin protein ligase activity; zinc ion binding.
CAAUAAUGGCCGAAAGUAUGCAAGAGCGGGAUGAUGUUCUCACCUGUUCGAUAUGCAUGGAAAGAUUCCGGAAACCAGUAAUGCUAACCUGUCAGCACAGUUUCUGUAGGGAAUGCAUUGCUUUAUAUGCUGAGAAGUCUAAACCUGUACAGACAGAUGAGACCUCCGGCAGCACUGGGAAUGAGGACGUUCAUCAGCUGAUAGCAUGCCCUGUGUGUCGGUCACCCACCAGUCUGGGGAGAAAAGGUGUAGCUGGUCUGCCUCCCAACUUUCAGCUGGCAGAAGUUGUGCAGAGGUUCUCAUCUGGUGUAACUGUUGAGGAUGACGCCCCAUAUUGUUCUCUGUGUGAGGAAGGUAAUCACGUCAAAGCUGUCAAGUUUUGUACCAACUGUGGUGUGUUCUACUGUGAGGAAUGUCUUGCUAUUUGUCACCCAAUGAGGGGUCCUCUGAAACGUCACCAACUGAUUUCACCCCUGGAGUACCUCUCUCAGGAAACCUCACAAGGUCAAGUCAACAGGGACCACCAAUCAACCCAGCAGCCGUCGUGUGCGAGACAUGGUCAGCCAUUCGGCUUGUACUGUGAACCGUGUCGGAUGGUGAUCUGUAUGGGGUGUGUGGUUGAGCAUCAGGGACACGCUAUGCGGGAUAUACCAUCAGCAGCUGAGAAUGAAAAGCCAGGUGUUUUGAGCAGGACUAAUGAACUGGAGAAAGUCUUAGGCGAAACUAAGGAAUCACUGUCAGGAGUUCUGAGGCUGCACAGUAAGAUACAGGAAAACCAGGAACUUCACACUGAGGAGGUAGAAAAGGCUUAUUGUGCAGCCCUGGAAGCUUUACAAGCCUGGAGGCAGCACUCCUUAGAUGGCAUAAGAACCCGCUAUUCACAGUGGAGUGUGGAGUGUAGUGCUAUACUCAAACAUUUACAGCUACAGGCCCAGGAAAUGGAGAGGAUGGUACAGGCUUCCAAUGAUUUAUUAGCAUCAAUGGACGUGGAGUUUUUGCAGGGUUCCACGGACUUCACCAAAACGUAUGUAUAAAUGUGUUAUACCUCCCCAUGUUUGUUAUACAUGCGCACGUGACUAUUGUCAGCAGAUGUGAUUCUGUAAGCUGUAGUUGUCCAAAACAUGACUCAAGUGUGAGAUAUAUCUAAUGUUCAAUCUUACUUUUCUCCAGACAAAUUAGAUCUAAACUACUAGGAAUAGUACAUCAUGGCAUUCUUAUAACUGCGCGGACACAAGAUCACUACACAACUGUGUCUCUUUAUUUUCUCUCCUCUUCUCGCAGGACUGAUGACCAGCUGAAUGGGAUAAGAGCAGAUCUGGAGAAACAUGAGGUCAGCAGACGGAAGCUUCUAGCUUCUGUCCAAUAUGACCAAGUUGUUCCUAGACAGGUGACUGUGAAAGAAACAGUGCAAGAAUGUCAGGACUUAGAAGCAGCAGUCGGUGGACAAAUAUCUCCCCUACGUGUUACAAGUAAGUUCUUAUGUAUAAAAGGCAUACAGUAGGGUGUGAUUAGACGACAUAAAGAACUGAAGCGUUUACAUUAGUGUGUGCAUCGAAGACACAAACAAAAAUGGAGAGGGCGAACGGCUGUCUACUUGCAAAACACACGAUAGACUGUGUUAAGAAAUCAAACCGAUAUGUCGUGGGCGUGCCAAGAAAAUGAACAGUAUUCCAAGAGACACGAAAGUGAGAAGAGUUUACAAAAAGUACAGAUAGUAUAAACCAUACACAUUAAUGAUAGGCAAGAGA